AUGGCUCAUCUCUCCUGGAAGGGUCCUGUGGUUUGUGUGGGACUCCUGCAGGUGCUCGUGGACUUGGUUCCUGUGGCUGGUGUGUGCGAGCGGCAGCACGUGGGGAUGUUCAGGACAGCGCAGGAAGUGACGGCCGCGUCCUCCUGCUGCGGAGGGAGGGGGGUGCGCGUCCAGCUGCUGCGCGCAUCUGUGUGCGGAGCUCAUGACAUUGCGCUUGGAGGAUCUAAAGGAGACAAUAGAGAAGCUGGUAACAGAAGGAGCAUAGAACAGGCUGAUGUGAAGGCACAUGCCAUUAUGAGCAAAAGGCAGCUGUCAGUAACUGAGCUCCAGUUACUUCUUCGGAAAGAAGGGAGUCUGGCACAAAACUUCAUUGAUGGAAAGACUCAGCAAGCCCUGGAAGCACAUGACCAGUAGCUGGAUGCCUGUCGAGAGAAGCUUGCAGCCCUGGAGGCCUUCUCACGUCAGACCAGACAAAUACAGCAGCACACUGAUCCUGUUCAGUUGCUGGAGGUGGUAUUGUAUGGUUCCAAGACACUGCAGGCUGUGGGGUCGUUUGCAGGUUUUUUUAUACCUUGGACUUCUUUCAACAAUCAUGGUAAAUGUAGUGAGUGUGUCUGGUUUUUGACUGCAGAUGCAGGAUCACCAACCUGGGAGUAUGACAGCCUUCACCUGAGGCUGAAACUGUCUGAUGACUGACUCGCAGUAAGCUGUAGGAGGAUGUUCUACGCUUGUGGUCCCCAGAGAUUCAAUAAGUUACGGCAAGUGCUAAGGAGGGAUGCCUUCCUCUCUGGGAGCCAUUACUGGGAAGUGGAACUGCUCCACACUGGAGCAGGAUGGUGGGUUGUUGCAGCCUACCCUUCCACCAGCAGGAAAGGAGACUCCGAAACCUGCCAAUGGGGCUACAGAGCAUCCUGGUGCUUUAACAAGUUUGAGUUCAAAUACUGGGCAUUUCACCAGGGAGAGAGAAUUCCCAUCCCCAUAGAAGAUGAUCCCAAUCACAUUGGCGUUUUUCUGGAUUAUGAAGCAGGAAUCCUUUCAUUCUCCAUCAGCGAUGGCAUGGCUCACCUGAACACCUUCCACUGCAGGUUCAUGGAACUCGUGUAUCCAGCCCUGAGGCUCUGAGAAGGAUCCAUCAGGAUAUGCAAACUAAUGUAAGGAACCCAGCAAAGUAAUGCCUACUGUUACAUGCUGCUUCUAUGAAAGCCACUUCAGCGGUGAUGGGCAUGGACAGAUCUCUGACAUAUGAAAGUCCUGUGAUGCAGUUAAGUUCAAAACCAACUAAUUUUUAAUAUAUAUGCAUUUUUCAAUGGGGGAAGGUGAUCCAGCUUUAUAAAUUAUGCC
Molecule: messenger RNA, 1341 nt
Organism: Strigops habroptila (Kakapo)
Lineage: Eukaryota; Metazoa; Chordata; Aves; Psittaciformes; Psittacidae
Gene: TRIM14
Product: tripartite motif containing 14
Molecular function (GO): protein binding
Source: RefSeq, a predicted model, not a curated record